AUGGCGGUUCCAAGGAAACGCAAACACUCUGGUGAAGAGACUCUACCUGAAAAGAGACAAAAGAAGACCAUCGAAGCUUCUAAAUUUGAAGAACCGGAGAAAUCAAUCACAGCUUUGAUCAGACUUCGUGAAACAAAGGCGGAUUCAAAGGUUACGCGACUGAUCCGUGAGAAUACGGCUUGGAGAAUUCGUGAUCACGAUACAAAGACGAAGGAGGGCGAGGUUAUUACAACGAAACCAGGCCGUGACAAGAUUGAGAAACAAAACCACGGUUUCAAAGACUUGAUAGCAAAGGCACGUGAGAAACUGCAAGAAAAGAGGCAGUUUGAUGAUAGGAACACUGACAUUGCAAGCCAGAGGAUAGCUGCUCGGUUAGCUCUUGAUCAGAUAGUAGAAACUGAUGAUGAUUUCGAUGAUCAUCUUAAAUAUCAUACAGAAUUGCAAAACCUUGGGUGCCAUUUCAUCCGCGAUCAAGUCAGUUGCUUGAAGAUGUUCAGUUUGUUGUCAAGAAACGACUACGACAUUGAUAGUAAAUAUGUCAAAGUUUCAGUGUAA
Messenger RNA from Brassica napus (rape), 555 nucleotides. RefSeq lists its product as uncharacterized. NCBI's taxonomy places the organism in Eukaryota, Viridiplantae, Streptophyta, Magnoliopsida, Brassicales, Brassicaceae. The transcript is spliced from 2 exons. The record is from RefSeq and is a predicted model, not a curated record. Bases 1 to 555 code for a protein of 184 amino acids.